CCGGGGCCUUUGCAAACAUAGCUGCCACGCGCGAGGAGAUGUCCGCCGCGAAGCUGCCGAUCCCGUACCGCGACAGCUGCGCGCACCUGCUGAUCCCGCUGAACCGCUGCCGUUACGAGGAGUACUACCUUCCGUGGAAGUGCGAGGACGAGCGCCACACCUACGAGAAAUGCCAGUACGAGGAGUUCAAGAAGCGGGUUGCCAAGAUGGACGAGCUGAGGGCGGCGAAGAACGGCGCGAGGAGCAACUGAGCGCAAGAGUGGACGUGGCUGGAGAGAGGGACUGGGCGAGCUAUAUUGAUGGACGGCGGUAUACCUCCGUUUCUUGUCGAAUCGAGCCUCGAGCGGGCGGCUACCUGUAUAUUCCAUCCCGUCUCGGCGGCGCCCCCGAAAAUCAAGACUUCGAUUUCUCUGCGCACAGCGGAAGGCUUUGCAUUCGUUUGUGCUCGCUGAUGAGGAGCAGCAGGCUCGAGAGUUUGACCCCUGACCUCGUCGGUGAAACGAGGCACCGAAAACAUGCAUAUGGAUCAUCGAAGGCCAUGAGGCCGGUAGAUAAGGUCCAAGGAAUUUUUACUUUGACCG
Molecule: messenger RNA, 581 nt
Organism: Aplosporella prunicola CBS 121167
Lineage: Eukaryota; Fungi; Ascomycota; Dothideomycetes; Botryosphaeriales; Aplosporellaceae
Exons: 2
Coding region: 39-251 (70 amino acids)
Cellular component (GO): mitochondrion
Source: RefSeq, a predicted model, not a curated record